AUGGAGUUGGAUGGAGAUGAGGAAGAAGUUGAUGGAGAUGAGGAGAUGGCGGGCAUGAACGGCGUUUCCAAAGACGUCGAGGAUGAACAGGAGACAAAAGCUAAGAUUGAGAAGAUGCAACUGGGAGGCGUGGAUGACGUGAGGAGUGUCGCCGGUCUGAUGAAGACAUUGGAACCUGUCCUUGAGAAAAUCGCAUAUUAUCAAUCAUUACCACCGGAGAAGCAGACAACAUUUGUUGGCUCAAUCGAAGAUAACCCCGAAUACCACCUGCUGACCCAGUCGAAUACCCUUUCAACUUCUAUCGACUCGGAAAUUAUGCUUGUCCACAAAUUCAUACGAGAUCACUACUCUGUACGAUUUCCCGAACUGGAGACUCUAGUAGGAAACCCUUUGGAUUACGCCAAAGUGGUAACUAUCAUUGGGAAUGGGCCUAUGGAUGCGGACAGUAUAAAGAAACUUGAGAAUUCGAAAGACAAUCGAUUGGGGGCUACCUUACGGUCGGUACUGGAUGGUCCAACCGUGAUGAUAGUCACAGUUGAAGCAACUACAACGAAAGGCCGCGAGAUGACGCCUACAGAACUGGAAAGAGUCAUGCGCGCCUGCGAGAUGACUCUGGCGUUGGACCGAGCAAAGAAGACAUUAACGAACUAUGUUCAGUCGCGAAUGAACCUAUUUGCGCCUAACUUAACAGCCUUGAUCGGUUCCCUCACAGCGGCGCAACUACUUAAUUACGCAGGAGGUUUGACCGGUCUCGCCAAGACUCCAGCUUGCAACCUACCGCCUCUAGGAUCGAAGAAGCAAUCAGGUACGGGCUUCGCAACCAACGUUGGGGUUAGACAGCAAGGUUUCCUGUACCACUCUCCUAUCAUCAAGGGUAUUCCCAAUGAUCUCAAACGGCAGGCCAUGCGAAUUGUCUCAGCAAAAGUCGUCCUAGCAGCUCGGGUCGACCGCGUCCACAACAGCCCCGAUGGAUCAACAGGAGAAGAGCUCAAAGCAUCGUGUCUAGAACGACUCGAGAAGCUAACCGAGCCUCCCCCCAACAAAGGACCCCGCGCCCUACCAGUUCCAGAUGACAAGCCAGCCCGAAAGCGCGGUGGACGGCGCGCAAGAAAGGCGAAGGAAGCCACGGCCAUGACAGAACUCCGAAAGGCGCAGAACCGAAUGGCAUUCGGCAAGGAGGAGAAGGAAGUCGGGUACGGCACAGGCGACGGCACCAAGGGGAUGGGCAUGAUCGGGCAAGCCAACGAGGGCCGCAUCCGCAACCUCCAGAUCGACCAACGCACCAAGGCGCGGCUCAGCGCAAAGAACAAAGGCUGGGGCGGCGCAACGCCCAUCAGCGGCUCCUCGUCCUCCCUCCGCGGCUUCGGCCAAGGCGCGGGCGCCGGCAUCGACCUGCGCGGCAAGGGCCUGCGCGCCACGGGGGUCAACUCGACGCUGGGCGCGGGCGCCGGCACCGCGUCCUCGCUGGCAUUCACGCCCGUCCAAGGCCUCGAGCUCGUGGAUCCCAAGAUGCAGGCGGAGCUGAGCCGCAAGCGCAAAGCGGAAGAAGACCGCUGGUUCAAAGGCGGCACCUUCACGCAGGUCGGCAACUCAUCGAGUGCGAACGCUGGUUCGAUGGCGCCGCCGCCGCUGAAGAAACCUGAUACCGGGGCGGGCAAGAUGGGACCCCCGCCUUUGCCGAUGGGGAAGAAGUGA
Molecule: messenger RNA, 1695 nt
Organism: Amorphotheca resinae ATCC 22711
Lineage: Eukaryota; Fungi; Ascomycota; Leotiomycetes; Helotiales; Amorphothecaceae
Exons: 2
Coding region: 1-1695 (564 amino acids)
Biological process (GO): spliceosomal tri-snRNP complex assembly; mRNA splicing, via spliceosome
Cellular component (GO): precatalytic spliceosome; U4 snRNP; U4/U6 x U5 tri-snRNP complex
Source: RefSeq, a predicted model, not a curated record